CUCUUAUCAGUUUAAGUUCAAACAGCUGUUGGGAAGUUUGGCUUGGUUAAGGAGGAGUCUUCAUGGCUUACCUGUUUUAAACAGACUGCGUUGAGCAGGGUCUCUGGGUGGCACUUUUAGAAGUGUAGGACACCACUACCCCAUCGAUCAUCAUGGAGCCAGAAAAGCUGCUGCAGUGUCCCUAUGACAAGAACCAUCAGAUCAGAGCGAGCAGGUUCCCUUAUCACUUGGUGAAGUGCAGUCAGAACAACCAGAAGAUUGCCAGAGACCUAGUGACAUGUCCCUACAAUGCCCGUCACAGAAUUCCCAAGCAGGAAUUCAACUUGCAUGUUGAACAGUGUGAGAGCAAAGUUGCUCCGGAGGUUUAUGGAGCUGGUGAAAUUCUUCAGAAGGGAAACAAAAAAUUGGUAGCUUACCAAGGCCCUCCUUCAAAGGAAGACUGGGAAGCUGAUGCUGAAAUUGCUCCUGCUCCUUUUGUUUUUGGCAUCAGCAAUAAGCCUCAGAGCUAGAUCCACGUCAUUCUUAAAAGGCUCUUGGAAUUACUGCAGGCGAAUGCGCAGGGAGUACAAAUCAAUACUGUACUCAACUCCAGAUGAAGACCCUGCAGAAGAAGCAGCCAACAUAAUCAAGCAAAGUAACUUGAGUUUUAAUUGUCAUUUUAAU
Pogona vitticeps (central bearded dragon) is the source of this 663-nucleotide messenger RNA. Its product is annotated as gametocyte-specific factor 1. The record is from RefSeq and is a predicted model, not a curated record. Lineage: Eukaryota; Metazoa; Chordata; Lepidosauria; Squamata; Agamidae.